Molecule: messenger RNA, 2103 nt
Organism: Pisolithus orientalis
Lineage: Eukaryota; Fungi; Basidiomycota; Agaricomycetes; Boletales; Pisolithaceae
Exons: 7
Coding region: 1-2103 (700 amino acids)
Source: RefSeq, a predicted model, not a curated record
AUGGCUGAUUGGUCUGAAGUCUACUCUGAUCUGCUGUCCUCCUAUGUGGAGCAGUACACAGAUGCCCGAGGGAAUCCUGACCUCAGGGCCCAGAUCCUGGCUGAUGUGAAAUCCCAGAUCCUUCAGCAAGCAUCUUCAGGAUCUGUGGAAUUGCCCCAGAACUUGAGAGUGGCCAUCAGAAGGGUGUUUUUGCCAGAACUAGACCCUGAAGACCAGGAUGAUGAGGAACACAUCAUUGAGAGCAUCCUGGCUGCAACAGACAAGAGGAAGGAGCAGCCUGGGACUGGUGAGGAUGAGGAUGCCAGAGAGGAGAUGACCAGACCUACCAAGGCUGGAAACUACAGAAAACCCUUCACUGAUUUUACUGCCUCCCAGCAGCUCUUCAAAGAGGACAUGGAUGCCUAUGAUAGGGAGAGGAGGGACACCAAGGACCCCAAGACCAUAGGUCAGAGUACCAAAAUCAUCCAACAGUGGUGGGAGUCUCUUGCAGAUGACAAGAAGGCUGAAGCAGGGAGGGCUGCUUCCAAGUGGAAUAAGUUGGGAGCUCCAAAAGAAACUCAUGAAUUGUACAGGAGAAAAAAUUUUCCCAACAUGGCCAGAGACUUUAUUGAAACAGUCAGGAGGACCAUGGGGUCAAAUAUAGUGAUGUUUCUGGCUCAUGAGACUACUGAUUCUCAGAUCAAGAUGGCAGUCUUUGAAACACAACCCCCUGAUGGGAAGAAGGCCUUCUCAGAGUCUUCAGAGACCACCAAGGAUUGGGUUCUAAAGGGAGAGCAAAUGUUAACCAAUUAUCUUUUGACUGAAGCUGCUGAGGAAGAUUUGAAUGAUGAGAAUCCAAAGGUGGAGAUAGCCUUGGAUGAUGAAGGAAACCCAGAGGUACCAGCUUGGACUGGUCAGAAACUCAAGGUCCAGCAGAGUUUGGCAAGAAUGGUCUUCCAGGCUGCCUAUUUGCAUCUACAGUUGUUGAUGGAAGUUGGAAACAUAGCAAAGUUUACAGGGAAGCCCAAGGCCAAGGUUCCCUGGGGCCUGCUUAUCAAGUCCCAUUUGGAGUAUCUGAGUUCCGAUUCCAUCCCAGAAGGAUUUGUGAUGAAAGAUCCUUCAAAAUGGACCAAGGCCGACAUGUGGAUGCUUUGGAAUCAUUGGAAUUCCCAAGAGGAGGAGGAUAAGGUGAUUGUUUCAUUCAUCAAGUGCAAAAAGGAGGACAAGCCAUUGGGAAGGCCCUGGAACAGGAAAACCCCAUCCAAAAAGAGAGAGUGGAUGAGCCCUGGGGAGGACAGUGAAGCCGGGGUGGAGGCCAAGCCCUCAGAUUUAGGGGAAGAAAUUGGUGGGGCUGGUAUGACCCCUAUAGCAACUUCAUCAGGGGCCCAGGAUAUCCUUGACUCUGGGAGGGCCCCAUCUGAAGAUACCCCUCAUGAAUCCAGCCCUGCUUGUCAUGCCAAUGGGGACAGGGUGAAAUAUUUAAAGUCCCUUUGCAUCAUGCCCAGGUACCAGGAACUUGUUGAGCUUGUAGAUGGCUUGCCAGAGACAGAACCUGAUGCUGGACAAGUCAACCUGCCUGUCUGGGCAUCUUGGGCCUGGAGUGCCCAGUAUUUGCCCCAGGAGAUGCAUGGCAAUGGGGAUUCCUUCUGGAAGGCACUGUAUCAAUUGCAAAGUGAAAAGUUUGCAUCCACCCAGAAAGGCCUUACCAUUGUACUGGGAUUUGGUUUGUUGUGGAGGGAGUGCAAAAGAGCACAGGACAUAGAAUCAGAUGACCCUGAAGCUGCUAAUCUGGGCUUUUUGCUAGGCUCAGGUCUUGAUAUCCACAAGGGGGAAGAUGUUAUGGGUGCAGUGGGGCUGGUAGUUGCAAGACUGCAGCAGAAUUCUGGUGGCUCAAGCAGAGGGAUUGGUGCACAGGAAACAACUGGGGUCAGUGCAGGGGAUUCCUGUCCCACCCAGGGGGGUGGCAUGAAGGAAUCCCGGAAUACAAGAAAGGAUGUGAGGAAAAGAAAAAGGGGAGGCAGUGGGGAUGUUGAUCAGAAGAUGGCAAAGGAGGGUGAAGAGGCAAGCAAGAAAUCAACCAGAGCUCGUCAACCAACCAAGAGAGCUCUGGGUCUUGGUCUAUAA